AUGCAAAAGUACUGCAAGGAGACGCCAGGUAUCGAUGACCUCGGCCGCUGGUCCCCCGACUCGGACGGGUUUACCUUUCUGGUCGCCAUCGAUUCUGCGUCGUCAGUCGUUGAGUUGCAGAAUCACUCGCUCGUCAGACAUCGGGAUACCGAAUGUCUCCUCGGUCUUGUCAGUUUGACCCGCGUUGCGGUUUUCCCGCGUGAGUACAUCUGUGGGGCCAAGGCAGCAACGGUGCCAAACUAA
Colletotrichum phormii is the source of this 243-nucleotide messenger RNA. RefSeq lists its product as uncharacterized. The record is from RefSeq and is a predicted model, not a curated record. Bases 1 to 243 code for a protein of 80 amino acids. NCBI's taxonomy places the organism in Eukaryota, Fungi, Ascomycota, Sordariomycetes, Glomerellales, Glomerellaceae. The transcript has 2 exons.